Microplitis demolitor is the source of this 12739-nucleotide messenger RNA. RefSeq lists its product as uncharacterized. Gene Ontology annotation, cellular component: cytoplasm. Gene Ontology annotation, biological process: positive regulation of potassium ion import across plasma membrane; negative regulation of sodium ion transport; protein phosphorylation. NCBI's taxonomy places the organism in Eukaryota, Metazoa, Arthropoda, Insecta, Hymenoptera, Braconidae. The record is from RefSeq and is a predicted model, not a curated record. Gene Ontology annotation, molecular function: potassium channel inhibitor activity; chloride channel inhibitor activity; ATP binding. The transcript has 11 exons. Bases 774 to 11222 code for a protein of 3482 amino acids.
AAACGUGUGGCGCCGGGAAAACGAGUUAAGAGAGGGGACGUAUUGUAUUGGUUUGUUAGUGUCGACGGUGUAUGUGACGCGUGUGUGUGUCGUGAGCCGUCUCGCCGGGAAUACACGGGAGAAUCGUUGCAGGCUCACUCAAUUGUAUAUGCAGUCUGUGCUCCAUAGUUUUAUCGUGUCUUUCGUGUUAAGUUUCUCAAAGUUUUUCAGGACUUUCACUGCUAGCUGGUUCAUUAGUUAUGACUACUCGUUGAUGAAUUAUCAUGAGAGAUUACAGCAACGUGAAAGCUUUUCGAGAUACGCUGACGCUGAAGAAUUUGAGUUUUAGUUUUUUUUCUAAUUGUUGGGAGACAUUUUUAUUAAUAGUCAAUUUUGAUUAAUUAAUUUAUUUAACUACAGAAUACGUCAUUCCGGUCAAUGAUGAUAUUAGUUUAUAGUUAUAUCAAAUAUUUUGGUAGAUUUUAAUAGAUGUACAAGACUUGAAGUAAAGCUUCGUAACAGAAAAAAAAAGUAAAUAAAUAAAACUAAAGUGAAAUGAGUGAAGGUUAUAAGUGUGAAGAUACAUUUUAUUUUAAAAAUACUGACAUUUAAGCUGGAAGCUCUAAAACAAUUAAAUUGACACUGUCUCUGACAUAAAUCUCAUACAGAUGAAAAUAAAUUAAGAGCUGAACAAACAUAAAAUAAUAAUAUAUGUAACGUAUUACUUAUUAAGAACAGUGUUGCUGAAGGCUGUGACAAACUGUCUAUUCAAGUAUACGAUUGAUUUUCGUGCAAUGCCGAGAUGUUGCAAUGAGAACAAAAUAGUGAGUCCUGUAAGCACGAAUAAUAAAGUGGAGACCAACGGUGAUAAUAUUUUACUCACAUCAACCCGUGCAUAUCCUAUUAGUAAUACUAAUGCACUUGAUAUUGAUGAUGAUAAUAAUCAUCCAAUUGUAGAAAAAUCACAUCGAAGAUUACGCUGUGACUUGAGUCCAGUACCGACUAAUUCUUCUAGUCGUUUAAAUAUCAAACUUCUCAAUUUAAAGACUGAUCGAGGACAUCGUCAAGAACAUUAUCAGGUGGGCACAGGUAGUGGAGGGUGUAGAGGACGAGAAAAGGAAUCGAAAAAGAGAGCAGCUAUAGGCAACGUAGUGCGAGGGUUAUUUCCAUCUGGCCAUUCCAGACAGGACAGGUAUGAAGCAAGUAGGCAACGUACGUCAGGCGGAGCUAGUGUUGGCCUGUCUGGUUUAUGUCCAAAGCUGGUGGCCAGUGGUGCCGGAAGUAGUCAAGGAGGAAUUGGGCUUGGUGUGGGUCAUAUAGCCUCACAAGAGACUGGAGGAACUUGUGGUAUUGUUAAUACACAGAAGACUCACAGUAACAGUCACCAUAAUCGUCGUCAGCGUAAAUUAUCUAUUAUUAAUCAAGUGGGAUCAAGUGCUAGUAGUAAAACAUCGUCAACGACUCGUUCAUUGACAAAUGUUAACAAAAAACAACAACGUAAUCAAAGUGACAGUAGUGUUGACUCGACGUCGAUAACGAGUAAUGGAGUGGUGUUUAGUGGCUCACCAUCGCCUAAAAAGAAAAGUAACUCUAGUAGCAUUUCUGAUGCAUGUUGUUCAUCACAAAGUUUGCACUUAAUUACUAGAGAUUACAGUAGCUGUGACACUGCCUGCAGUGAUGCUGAGGAGGUAGUUGAAAUUAUGUCGAGAGUAUCAGGUAUUGAUUCAAUAUCUAUUAUACCAGAUGGUAAAAUUAAAUCUAAUAAAUUAAAGGAUGAUAAUGAUAAGACUGCUGAAAAUAAUCCACUAGUCGAGACUGAGUCGGUGUGCAAUGAUGAUAAUACUAGUAAAAAAUCAUUGCACGAGACACAAGAUGCGCCUGAAAAUUCUAAAAUUAUUACAACAUCCGUUAAAAAAGUAUCACAAAAAAGUUUUGAUGUUGAUAAUUCAAGUCAUGUUAAAAAACGAUCAAUGAUGCGGUCAUCGAGUCAUCCUAGAUCUAUUGAUAGUUAUGAUAAACACCAGUCAUCAAGUGGAACUAAAUCGGAAGAACGUUCAAGAAAAACGUCUAAAGAUUCGGGAGUGGAUUCUGGAGAGAAGAAAAAAAAUUCUAGUGAUUCAGUGUCGCAAAUACCUAAGAGAAAAAUUUCAACAGAGUCUACUGAUAAUAGUGAUUCAAUUAUUAGGAAAAAUUCUACUAAAACAAUUAUUGAUAGUGAAAAUGAUAUAGUAAGUGCAGGAGAUAGUAAUGAAAAGUCAAAAUUAGAGAAAAUAAAAAAUACGAGAUUUAUAACAUCUAAAGUUACUGAAGAGUCAACGAUAUCGGAAAAUAAAGAACCGGAAGUUGCGUCUACUAUUGAAGAUGACAAUCAAGUAACGAUAUAUGAAGAUGAUAACGGUACGAGUAUCAGUGAUAUAGUAGCAGCUCAAGCGCUACGAGAGUCAUUAAGUAAAUUAGGAAAAGUACCAAUCUUUGAUGCUGAGCAAGAUGUCUGUGAAUCAACGAAAACUCAGAGUGAUAAUACCAUUGAAAGUAGUAAACCAACAGAAGAGACUGAGACUAAAGAUUCAGUGCAAGAAGAAACGGCUGAAGGUUUUAUUGGACCAUUGUUGGAUGAAAAUUUUAAAGCAGAUGAAAAACUUGAGAAACAAAAAACUAUGGCAAUGGAGGAUGUUAGAAAUUUACUUAUGAAAGUUAAAGUACAAACUGUUGAACAUGAUAAAGAUGAAGAAAAGGCUAUUGGUAUGUCUCCUGACGAACGUUUUCUUAAAUUUGAAGAAGAAAUUGGACGUGGAAGUUUCAAGACUGUUUAUCGAGGUCUCGAUACUCAAACUGGAGUAUCUGUAGCUUGGUGCGAGCUUCAGGAAAAAAAAUUAAAUAAAAGUGAAAGAUUGAGAUUUCGUGAAGAAGCUGAAAUGCUCAAGGGUCUUCAGCAUCCUAAUAUCGUAAGAUUUUAUGAUUAUUGGGAAGUCACUCUAACGAAAAGGAAAUACAUCGUCCUUGUCACAGAGCUCAUGACCUCAGGAACAUUAAAAACGUAUCUGAGAAGAUUUAAAAAAAUAAAUCCAAAAGUCGUAAAGUCGUGGUGCCGACAAAUUUUAAAAGGUUUAAGUUUUUUACAUUCGAGAUCACCGCCAAUAAUUCAUCGUGAUUUAAAAUGUGAUAAUAUUUUUAUUACUGGAACAACCGGAAGUGUUAAAAUUGGAGAUCUUGGUUUAGCAACUUUAAAAAAUCGAAGUUUUGCUAAAAGUGUAAUUGGUACACCGGAAUUCAUGGCACCGGAAAUGUAUGAAGAGCAUUAUGAUGAAUCUGUUGAUGUUUAUGCUUUUGGUAUGUGUAUGCUUGAAAUGGCAACAAGUGAAUAUCCAUAUUCCGAGUGUGCUGGACCAGCACAAAUUUAUAAACGAGUUGUAUCAGGUGUUAAGCCAUUGAGUUAUGAUAAAGUAGAAAAUCCAGAAGUACGUGAAAUAAUAGAAAUGUGUAUACGUUUAAAAAAAGAUGAACGUCCUCUAGUUAAAGAUUUAUUAAAUCAUGAAUUUUUUGCCGAUGAUGUGGGUUUAAAAUUGGAAAUGGUUUCGCGUGACAGUGCGGUAGCUGAUGCUGAAUUAUCUCGCGUUGAAUUUAGACUGCGUGUUCUUGAUCCGAAGAAACGUACCAACAAACACAAGGAAAAUGAAGCCAUACAAUUUGAUUUUGACAUACAGCGGGAUAAUGCUGAAGAGGUUGCAUUAGAAAUGGCAAAGUCUAGUUUAAUUCUUGAAGAAGACGCAAAGGCGGUUACUAAAAUGUUGAAAUCACAAAUUGCUACUUUGUUAAGAGAACGUGAAGAUCGUAAGCAUAAAGAAGAAAAAGAACGGUUAGAUAGAGAAGCUGAGACUCAGUCUGUUAAUGAAAAUUUGUUACAGCAACAACAACAACAGCAAUUAUUAUUACAACAAGUUCAAUUGCAACAACAACAAAUUCAAUCAAAUAUAAAUAUGCUACAAGGACAAGUAUCUAUGCAACAACCAAUGCAGUUGCAACAACAAAUGACAAUUCAACAACAGCAACAACAGCAACAACAACCACCACCACCACAUUUACAACAAAACCAACAAGGUCAACAAACAUGUCUACAACCACAGCAAGUGCAGAUUAUUCAGCAGCAGCCGUUGAUGCAACAACAACAAACGUCUGUGGUACAGCCUCAACAAGCUCAACAAAUUUCUCAAGCUACUCAAAAUACUCAGCAAUCUGUACAAUAUCAACAACAACCACAGCAACAACAAGCAUAUCAACAAAUGCAACAUGCUCAACAACAACAACAGCAGCAGCCCCAACAAUUUCAACCUCAAGCUCAAUCACAACCACAACAAUAUUCUCAACAUGUUACGCAAGCUUUAAGUGCUAAUUCUUCACAGUGUUCGACUCCACAGACUAUUCAAGGUCCACCACAAUUUCCAUCAAUUCAACAACACAUGUCACAACCUCAAGGGCAGUCGCAAAUACAACAACAACAACAACAGCAACAACCGCAGCAACAACAACAACAACAACCUUCAGUUCAACAGCAACCUACUAUUCAGUCACAAAUACAGCAGUCUCAAAUGCAUCAGCAUCCUCAAAUGCAGGCGCAAAUGCAAUCUCAGCCUCAAAUUCAACAUCAACAAACUCAAAUGCCACCUCAAAUGCAAUCUCAAUCUCAAAUUCAACAGCAGCAGCAACAACAACAGCCGCCUCAAAUUCAAUCUCAGUCUCAAAUUCAGCAACAACAAACGCAAAUUCCGUCUCAGAUGCAAUCUCAACCUCAAAUUCAACAACAGCAAUCGCAAAUGCAACCGCAAAUGCAAACCCAAUCUCAAAUUCAACAGCAACAAUCUCAAAUGCCACCUCAAAUACAACAAUCAUCUCAAAUUACACAGCAACAGCUUCAGAUGCCAACUCAUAAUCAACCACAACAAAUCCAAACUCAAAUUCAAACUCAGCCACAAAUGCAGCAACAAAUUCAACAGCCUUCACAAAUUAUUCAACAACCGCAACAGUCACAGCAGUACAUUCAGCUCAAUCAGAUGCCUGUUCCAUCACAAAUGCCUCUGUCAACUCAAGUAACAUCUCAAAUGCAAUCUGGAAUACAAAUGAAUCAUCCACAACAACAGCAAGUUAUUCGACAAGGUCAAACACAUAUUCAAUAUACGCAGACUCAGUUGCAACAACAGCUUCAGCAAAUUCAUCCAAAUGCUGUUAAUUCAACGCCAAUGCAAAUGCAACAAAAUGUUCAACAAUAUUAUCAACAAGGUAGUACGAAUGCUGCUGCUACUGCUGCUGCAUUUACUAAUGCAACGUUGUAUCAACAAAAUAUUCAACAACAAAUUUAUCAAUCAUAUCCUAAUAAUCCUAGUGCAUCUGGACAUAUUGAAAUUUUACAAUCAGGACACAAUGCUCAAGCUAUUUAUUCAAAUACAAAUGUUCCUUCAAAUGUCGUAAUACCAACAUCACAAACUUUUGUAACAACAUCAGGUCAACCUGGUCAAAUGGUAAUUCAAUCUGCUCAAAAUGUUCAAAAUUCAGCAGCUAUUCAAAAUGUACAACAACAAAAUUUACAACAAUCAUCUACUUGUGGUAAUAUACAAAAUAAUUCAGUAUUGCAAUCACAACAACAAAAUAUGUUAGUGCAAAUGCAAUAUACACAAAAUGUUAAUACUAUUCCAACUAGUAUAAAUAUUAUGACUGGUAAUAAUGUUACGACACAAUCAAAUAAUAUUCAACAUCAAUCACAAUUGAUAAAUCCAACUGAAAUUUAUAGUAAUACUGAUAAAGUUUGUUUAAAUAAACAAGACACUGUAGAAUCUAUUUUGUCAUUAACGUCUGAUGGACCAUUAAGUUUACAACAAGAUCAAUUACAAUCUCUUGGUUCAGUUCCUAUAUCAUCAUCAUCAUCAUCACAAUUACCAAGUUCAGCUGAUGGGCAUUCUGAAAAUGCAGAAAAUGUAGUAGUACCUGAAAAAAGUCGAGUAAAGAGGUCAGGAACUAAACGUCGAAAACCAGGAAUUAAAUUAACAGUAUUAUCAGUGACUGAUAGUGAUGGUCCAUCAAUGACUGUGGAGUGUCAAUUAGAUACCAGUAAACAAAAAACAGUAAUAUUUAAAUUUGAUCGUAAUGACAUGGUACCAUUGGAUAUUGCUAAUAAUUUAGUUGCGGAAAAUUUAUUACCACAAUCACAGUGUGGAACUUUUGUUGAGUUAAUUGAAGAUAUUGUAAAACAAUUAAGAUUAGAUCCAACACGUAGUCUUCCUCUGGUUGCGCAUGGCCCAGCUGAUCAGUCUGCUGGUGGAAGUCCUGUUACCAGUCGUAGACCAAGAGAUCGAGAACACAGUCUCGAUACGGUUAAGAGAGACGAAACAACAAAUAAUUCCGGGUCAUCAAAAUUAUUACCAAUUGACCAGAUAAUAUCUCACAUUGCCGCGACCUCGACGGAUAAACCCCAACUGAUAAAUAUUGUUAAUUCAACGGAAAAUCAAAAUAUAGCAACAACAACAAAUACAACAGACAAUAGUAUAUCAGAUGAAAUAUCAAGACGAUCUUCAACUUCAACACAAAAUACAGAUACAUUGACCCCAGUAAAUAUUCCAAGUGACUCAAAUGAUAACUGUGAAACUAUUGUAGCCGAAGAUAUGGUAUUAGACUCAAAUAACACAAGUAUUGAAGAAUCAAAUGAAACUAUGUCCAAAUUAGUAGCUACAGAUUCUAAUUAUUCACAACAAGAUAUUACAAUUAAUUUAAAGUCAGCAGAUGAUGAAGGUGUUAUUGAAAUGUCAGGAUUUAAUCAGCCACACCGAAAAUUAGAAUCUCAAAAUAGUUGUAGUGAAUCUCCUCAGGAAGGAUUACUAGAUCCAUCAAAAAAAGCUGUUCCAAUGCGUAAAAUUUCACGUUUUUUAGUAAGUCCUGUUGUUGAACAAAAAUCAUUAUCUAGUGAAUCUGAUACAGUUACCGUUUGCGAAAAUAUAUUAAAGUUACCACAACAAAUGACAGGAUUAAGUUUAGAAAAUAAUAAUAUUAAGGCGGAGUCAGAAAUAUUAAAUGAUUUAGAUGCCAAUAGUAAUACUGAAGCAACAUAUGUGAAACAAAUACCAUUAACUCAACAAUUACAAACACCAAUUCAAACAAUUCAAAAUGUUAAUCAGGUUCAAAUGGGGGUACAACAAAUGAUGGGCCAAAUACAUCCUAAGGCAGUUGUUACUCAGACAAAACAAGAAACAGUUGUUCUUGUACAGACAACAAAUGUUGCUCAACCAGCGAAUCCACAAUUGUUACAGAAUGUUCAAUUUCAACCAAACACAGGUGGAGUUGUACAACAACAACAAGAAACACAACCCAUGACACAAUAUCAAACACAAGUGACUGUUCAACAGCAUUCAGUAAUUCAACAUCAACAUCAGCAACAAGUUGGUAUCCAGCAACAAAAUUUAGUUCAACAGCAUAUUCAACAAGAUCAAAUAUCAGUGGGUCAAGUUCAACAUCAAAUCCCUCAGCAACUUAUUCAACAAGCCCUAUCUCAACCAUCACCAAUUCAAAAGCCACAAUCUCAAACGUCAACGCAUCCGUAUGUUAUAAUGCAGCCUUUACCUCAGCAGAUUCAACAAAAUAAUGUUGAAGAAUGGCUUUGUAGGGCUUCCAGUGUAUCAUCAGACUCUCAUACAUCAGAAACACCAAAUGUAACACAUCUUACUCACUCUCAAUCAGAUCAUAAUCAAUCAAUUCCUCUUUCAACUCCUGUACAAAUUCCAGCACAGCCUACAGAAGUGACACCUAAAAUAAAAACUAAAGAAGUGUCUUCAACUCUCCCAGAUCUCGCGCAAAACCUUGCUAAUAUUUUGUCGAAUCCAAAAUCAAAGUCUACCACUCCGCACAAUAUUAUUAGUCAUGAUCAAUCUAAUAUAACGACUAAUCAGCAUACGUCAAUACCGGUUCUGCAUUCGGAACAGUAUUUCCAACCAAUCCAACCUGAAUUGCCACAAGUGCCAAUUACGACGUAUGUCCAAUCACAAAAUUUUCAAGGACAACAACCACAGCAUCAACAACAGCAAGGAAUCCAUACGCAAAUUCAAAAUCAAGUGGAUGUACAACAACAACAACAACAACAACAACAACAACAACAGCAGCAGCAGCAGCAACAACAACAACAACAACAGGCAUAUCAUCAACAGAUUCAAAAUCAAGCAGAUGUUCAGCAACAACAGCAACAAAUAUAUUUACCACAAAUUCAAAAUCAAGCGGAUGUGCAGCAUCAGCAACAGGCCUAUCAUCAACAAAUUCAAAAUCAACCAGAUGUUCAACAACAACAGCAACAGACGUAUCAUCCGCAAAUCCAAAAUCAAACAGAUGUGCAGCAACAAGUAUAUCAUCAACAGAUUCAAGCUCAAGUAGAUGUACAACAGCAACAGCAAUCUUAUCAUACACAAAUUCAAAAUCAAACAGAUGUACAACAACAACAACAACAACAACAACAACAACAACAACAACAACAACAACAACAACAACAACAACAGCAGCAGCAGCAGCAGCAUCAACAAGCAUAUCAUUCUCAAAUUCAAAGUCAAACGGAUGUACAGCAACAUAUGUAUCACACACAAAUUCAAAAUCAAACAGACGUCCAACAACAAUCUUACCAUUCUCAGAUUCACAAGCAAACAGACAUUCAACAACAAACGUAUCAUUCUCAAAUUCAAAAUCAGACAGACGUCCAACAACAAACGUAUCAUUCUCAAAUUCAAAAUCAGACAGACGUCCAACAACAAUCGUAUCAUUCUCAGAUUCAAAAUCAACCAGAUUUACAACAACAGCAGCAGCAGCAGCAACAACAACAACAGCAACAACAACAAGUCUACCAUUCGCAUCAGCAACAGUCAAUUCAGCAACAACAAUCGGUUAUUCAACAACCUAUUCAGCAAGUAAACCAGCAAAUGGAUCUUCAGGCUCAAAUUGUAACUCAAACUAUUCAAGGCCACAGUCAAAAUUUCACUAUUCAAGGUCAAUGGGUUAUGCCACCUUAUUCUGGGCAAAAUGUCAAUCAACAAUCUACGCCAGUACAGUAUGUUCAACAAUCUGUUCAAAAUUUACAACCUAUUACACAAAUACAACCCCAACAAAUACAAUCGCAAGAACAAUUAGAUAAUACAAAAUUUCUGGAUACAGAAAAUAUGGUUGAUGGCAGCGUCAGUAGGCGAACUAGUUCAGAUUAUCAUACAUUGUCAUCUGAACACGAGAAUUCCAGUUACGAAAUAACUCCUGAGCAUACGAUGAUAGAAUCAACAGAUCUUACCGUUAAUUCUCAUCAUCAAUACAUUCAACAGCAACAUCAUAAGCUUAGUCAGCAAAAUUCAUUGGAUAAAUUAUCUGAGACUGCAAACAGUAGUGGUGGUACAUGCGGACCACAUACAAUUGCGGAUCUUCAGCAAAAGCUUGUUCAAUUGACAAGUCAACCUUGUGAUACGUUAAAUAUUGGAACACCACCAAUAAGUCAUCCAGCAACACCGCAUGGUCCAUCAAGUAUUGUGAGUUAUGAUUCAGCAACUGGUCAUCAUUUACAACAAAAAAUAGUUAACGUACCAGUAUCUUCCGUCCAUUCAGUUGGAUUUAUUUCUCCUCAAGCCACAGUCCACCCACCAGGAACUAUUUACGUUGAUGCUAAUGCCACUAAUACUCUUGAUAGUCAUUUGGGGGAUCAGACAAUCCAACAAUUUGUACAAUCAAAUACAGAAAGUUCAUUGGAUAGUCCAACUGUUAAUCCAUCAUGUACAAGCACUGAAACAAUGAGUCCAAGUAAAGAAAAUGGUAAAUCUCGAACUCAACGAUCGGGUUCUCGACUUCAGGAAUUAGAACAUGAAUUAUCUAAAAUUCAUCAUCGUGGAUUAGUAUUUCCUACAUCAUCUCCACAACCAUUAACACCACCAAUGCCUACUGGUACUACUCAACAAUCAACAAUAAUAAAUCAACUUCCAGCACAUCCAAUUACACAAACUCUUUUGACUCCAGUAAUACCAGUCUCGGGUGUCUCCAAAGGAACAAUUCAGUCGGGUGGUACAAACAAUUCAGGAACUGACACACCUGUUCAAGUUGAAGGUCAAGAUAUCAAUGAACAGAGAGCAUCGUCAAAUCAACCAAUGAGAAAAAUAUCUCGAUUUAUGGUAUCAAAAGUUGUGGGGCCACCUGGUGCGGGUGAAGUUUCAUCUCAGGGUCAAAUAGAACAACAAAAACAGGUACAACAUCAAGAGGAAAAAAGAGAUCGUACGCACACCGUUCAUCACAUGGAAGAAAUUCACAAUACGUCAAUUCAAAUAAUUCACAGCCGUGAAAAUUCAAUGCCACCAGUUUCAUCUUCUGCAGUUACACCAUCUAUUAAUGAAAUAGAAAAAGAAGAAAGAAUACAAUUGUUGACUCCAAGUGAAGAAUAUCAAAUGUUAAUCAAAAGACAAACGUUAGAAUUGGAAACGUUGCAAAAGAAACACAGAGAAGAACUAGAACUUUUUCAACAGCAACAGCUCCAGUUGCUGAUACAGCAGCAGCAACAAGCGAGCGCAUUACAUCAACAUCAACAUCAACCUCUUUUAUAUCAUACUGUUGCAUCAACUGUUACAGGAUCAUCACGACCUUUGGCUGUUGAAGAUUACUUAAUGUUCAGUACAGCUCCACAGACAUCUUUCCAUCGUAUUUCCAAUUACUCCCAAGACACAGAGGAAACAUUACGUUUAGCAACGCAGAAGUUGAAACAGUCACCACAACAGUCUACAAAUAUUCCUCAUACUUAUGUUAUACCAAUUCCAAUAAUGCCUUCAACUGAUAAUAUUCAAAAUGUUCCGAGCUAUGCAUCAGAAGCGGCUGAAAUAAUUGGAUCAACAAAUGGUCCAACAACUGUUUCAACUCAUCCACAGUAUCAAUUUACGCCAAUACUUUCUGACAACAGCAUUACAUCUGCACCAAGUGGUUCUUUAGUUACCUCAACACCAAUACCAACAGCUAGUGGACCUAGUUAUAUUCACUAUCAUGAUCCAAAGACUUUAGCCAAUUUUCAAGCAUUCAGUUAUACACCUCAUAGUGGAUUUUUCCUUCCUGCCGGCUAUCGUCUUAUUUAUGCACCAACUGGAACACCACAGUCGCAACCAACUACUCCUGCUACGCCUCAUGUUGGUAAUUCACACGAUGGUACCCCACCCGGAGAACCUCAACACGAUAAUACGCAAUCCAGCACUUCCCAAUUAGAACAGUAACAUUUUAUGUGUUUAAAAAAAAAAAAAAAAAAAAAAAAAAGUUUAAUUAUUGAUCAACGUGGUUUUGUUAGUGAGUCUUUAUCAAUUUAUGUGUUAUUAUUUAUUUAACUUUUAUUAUUAUAUCUUAUUCUAUAUUGUAAUAAUAAUAAUAAUAAUAAUAAUAUUUUUUAAGUAAACUUUGACUAUUAAGAGAAACUGUUAAACAGCUUUUAUCUGUGAAUAUUUUUUCUGUAAUUCAUUAUUAUUAAUAUUAUUAUUUUAGUAUAUAUAUUAAAAUGUAUUCCUCAACGUGCCAGAAACGCUUGCUGCUUGUUGCGGUAAUAAUGACCGUAUGCGUGCGUUCAAACGAAGAAAAUUUUUUUUUUAUUUUAGUCAAAGAAAAGUAAUAAAGAAAAUAAAGUAUGAAAAGUAAUUAAAAAAUGAAUAAUUCAUCGGGAUCUAUCGUUUUAUACGAAUCCUGAAUAAUUGCUACGAAAGAAAGCGACUAGAUUCUAAUAAGUUAGUAAUAAUUAUAAUAAAAAUUAUGAAAAAAGAUAAAUAUUAACUUUUCACAUUGAUUUUUUUUUGUUUGAGCGACAUUUUAAUGCUCCUUAAUGACAUUGUAAAAGGCAUGGGCGAUUUUUGUGCAGGCCUCAGCUAGUCUUUAUAAUUGAAGUGGCAAGUGGCCAUUCAUAAUUGACAUUAUAAUUAAUUAGUUAAAUAGUUAAUUGUUAAAUGAAUAUUGAGAAUUUUUGAAGAAUUAUAAGACAUUACGCGUGCGCGCGAAAUACAAGUGACGAAAUAAAAAUAAAAUUAAAAAAUAGAAUGAAAUGGUAUAAACGUAUGGAAAUUGUAUGAAAGAAAUUAAAUAUGUAGUCACUAUUAUUACACAUACAUGUGUAUUUUUAUUAAUUUCAACUACUCCAAUUAAACAUAACAAAAAAAAAAAAAGAAAAAAAAUUGUGUUACUAGUUAAUUUGUUUUUCAUAUACAUUGCAUUACAUUAAUUUAAUGCUAUUGAUAUUAAUAAAUGUAUUGAUUAAGUUAAUGAGAAUCCGAUAAUGCUUUUAUUACAUAUUAUUGAUUUUUAUGUCGAUAUAUUCGAGGUUUGCGGUCUUUAAAAGUGAAAUAAAGUUAUUAUUAUUCUUAAUAUUAUUAAUUGCGUGAUAUUUGCAAAAAAAUUAACGUAUUAAUUGUCCUCCUUUUUCUUUGAAAAUGCUGAGAUAAAUCUCAAACAAUAAUGAAAAUUAAUUUUUUUAAUUGUUUUAGUUUUGUUGGUUUUAUUUUAAUUAGCAAAAGUAAUAGAUGAUUUUUGUAAUUUAUGAUAAUGUUAUAUGACUGAAUUCGAGUAAAUUUAAUUACAUGUAAUAUUGUAUUUUAAUUCAAUUUAUGAAUGAUUGAUCGGUGAAUAUGAAUAAAUAAGUACGCGGCUACUAAUUAAAAUUAUAUGAAAAAAUUUUAAUUAACUUCAGCGGGCAAAAAUGGAACGAAAUAUGUCAACUUCGUAAUAAUGAAAAAAUAAAAUCAUUUAAAUAACA